AUGCAAAGAUUAAUAAAGCGGCUUCAUUGCCCGUCGCCGAAGCUCGCGACGCGGCCCGCGACACAUAGGAGCUACACAUCCUCCGCCCCUGCCGCCAAGCGCCCGUCCAACGGCCCCAAGCCCGCGCUGGACAUCAAGCACAUCCGCCAGAACCCGGAGCUGUACGAGACGACGUGCCGGGAGCGGCUAUACGAGUCGCAGGCCGGCAACCCGGCCAAGAUCAUCGCGCUCAGCGAGCAGCUUGUGCAGCUGCAGCACAGCGGGCGCGGCCUGCGCGAGCGCGCCAACCUGCUGCGGCGGGUCCUCGCCAACCCCGCGACGCUGACCGACGACAGCACGCUCGGGGACCUGAAAGCGCUCAGCCGGGAGGAGCUGCGCGCCGACGCGCGGCGCGUCAAGGAGGAGCUGGCGGGCAUCGUGCGCGCCGAGGCGGACGCCCGGCGUGAGGUCGAGGCGCUCGCGCUGGCGCUGCCCAACCUGACCAGCGACGAGACGCCACGCGGCGCGGAGCCGCGCCUGCUGCGGCACGUCGGGCGGCGCCCGGAGUUCGACGAGGAAGGCCGCAGCAGCGGCAGCGGCGCGGCGCGCAUCUGGCGCUCGCACGCGCACAUCGGCGCGGAGCUCGGGCUGCUCGACUUCGCCGCGGCGGCGCAGUCGUCCGGCUGGGGCUGGUACUACCUGGUCGAGAUGCUCGCGUGGACGCGCGCGGACCCGGCGCAGGCGCGCGAGGUCUUCGAGGAGAUGCUGGACGUGCAGACGGAGAUGCUCGAGUCGCUGGGGCUGCACGCGCGGGUGCUGGAGAUGCCGACGGCGGACCUGGGCGCGUCGGCGGCGCGCAAGGUCGACAUGGAGGCGUGGUUCCCGAGUCGGCAGGAGCACAGCGACGGCUGGGGCGAGGUCUCGUCCGCGAGCAUCUGCACUGACUACCAGACGCGUCGGCUGCAGACGCGCGCGCGGCCGGGCGGCCGGGCGUCCGGGAGUGGCGGCGGGGACGACGUCGAGUUUCCAUGGACGCUCAAUGGUACGGCGCUGGCGGUGCCGCGCGUGCUGGCGGCGCUGCUCGAGGUCGGGUGGGAUGAGAGGGCGAGGACGGUGGCGAUUCCGGAGUGCCUGCGUCCGUGGAUGGAUGGCCUGGAUAAGAUUGGUCCGCCGACGAACCGCAACUAG
Molecule: messenger RNA, 1167 nt
Organism: Cordyceps fumosorosea ARSEF 2679
Lineage: Eukaryota; Fungi; Ascomycota; Sordariomycetes; Hypocreales; Cordycipitaceae
Product: seryl-tRNA synthetase synthetase
Exons: 2
Coding region: 1-1167 (388 amino acids)
Biological process (GO): mitochondrial seryl-tRNA aminoacylation
Cellular component (GO): mitochondrion
Molecular function (GO): tRNA binding; serine-tRNA ligase activity; ATP binding
Source: RefSeq, a predicted model, not a curated record